Messenger RNA from Paramisgurnus dabryanus, 668 nucleotides. It is a transcript of the gene mrpl27, whose product is annotated as mitochondrial ribosomal protein L27. Gene Ontology annotation, cellular component: ribosome; mitochondrial large ribosomal subunit. Gene Ontology annotation, molecular function: structural constituent of ribosome. Gene Ontology annotation, biological process: translation. The record is from RefSeq and is a predicted model, not a curated record. Lineage: Eukaryota; Metazoa; Chordata; Actinopteri; Cypriniformes; Cobitidae.
UUCGCGGGUUUCCAAAAGAUGACGUAAACGCGUCGAACUAGCAGCGUGAGCGCGUCACACGCACGUCAUUCAAAAUGGCGACACUCACGUCCUUGAUGCUGAAGUCCAGAACAUGCAUUCUGCUGUCAAGCCAAACACCCACAGUAGUAUUGACGAGAUUUGCUUCAAAGAAGUCAGGAGGAAGUAGUAAAAACCUCGGAGGGAAUAGUGCUGGCCGCAGAUAUGGUUUCAAGAAACAAGAUGGGAACUUUGUACAUGCUGGCAACAUACUCGCAACACAGCGUAAAGGGCUGAUGCGCUGGCAUCCUGGAGCACAUGUUGGUAUUGGAACCAAUAAAACAAUUUAUGCCCUUGAGGAUGGUAUUGUCAGGUUCACCAAGGAAGUGUACAUUCCUCCACCACGAAGUGCUGAAGCCCGCGAUGUGAUCCCAAAACUUCCCAAGGGUGCAAUUCUCUACAAAACAUUUGUCAAUGUCAUACCUACAAAACAGGAGAAUACAUUUAAACUAGUGGAUAUGGUAUGAAAAGACUUGCCAUAACUUUUUCUCAAACUACACUUUGAUCUGGAUUUUUCAGAUUGGUACACCACUGCUCGAUUCUGAUGUUAUAUAAAAUGUAUUUGUAUUUAUGCAGUUAAAUCCUACUCUAAUAAACAUUUUUACCAAAUA